Molecule: messenger RNA, 249 nt
Organism: Puccinia triticina
Lineage: Eukaryota; Fungi; Basidiomycota; Pucciniomycetes; Pucciniales; Pucciniaceae
Exons: 1
Coding region: 1-249 (82 amino acids)
Source: RefSeq, a predicted model, not a curated record
AUGUUGACUCCGGGCGGCCCCGUGGGUGGCGCGGGCAUGAACUCCGCCGGCCGAGAUGGCCCAGACCAUCCAGGAGAUUCGAUCUCCUCCCUGUCCCGCUGGAUCAUACGCAACUUUCCGAUCCGAUCACCAACCGCCAAAGAACGGCUGAAAACCCCCCGGAAGGUCGCUCUCCUCCUAUCCCAUCAUUGGCUUCUCCAAGUGGUCCCACCGGUGAGUCCAAGCCUGUUUCUUUCUGGAGCUUGGUGA